GUGGUGAUUCCUUAUGUAAUUGGGAGGGAGUUCACCAGUUAUGAAAGGGGGACCAUCGAGGGCGCCAUGAGGGCCUUCGCCAGUAAUACCUGCAUCCGCUUCGUGCAACGUAGCAAUGAACGUGACUUCAUCAGCAUUGUAAGCAAACAGGGCUGCUGGGCUGAGCUGGGCAGAACCGGAGGCAUGCAGGAGGUCUCACUCAACAGGGGGGGCUGCGUGUACGGCGGAGUGGUCCAACACGAACUCAUCCACGCUCUGGGCUUCAAUCACGAGCAGACCCGGAGCGACCGCGACAACUACGUAAGGAUCAACUGGCAGAACAUCAUCCAGCAGUCCGCCUACAACUUCCAGAAGCAAGACACCAACAACCUGAACACUCCCUAUGACUACUCCUCCAUUAUGCACUAUGGAAGAGACGCCUUUGCUGUGGCCCCCGGGAGGGAGACCAUCACCCCUAUCCCCAAUCCCAACGUCCAGAUCGGCCAGAGGCAGGGCAUGUCCUCCUGGGACAUCAAAAGGAUCAACCUGCUGUACAGAUGCUAGAAAUGUAGAAGAGGAACGUAAAUGUUCUGAAAAUAUUUCAGAGGUUCAGGGGAAAGAAUGAAUACCUUAAAUAGUU
This is a messenger RNA of Cyprinodon variegatus (sheepshead minnow), 619 nucleotides long. RefSeq names its product high choriolytic enzyme 1-like. Gene Ontology annotation, biological process: proteolysis. The transcript has a single exon. Lineage: Eukaryota; Metazoa; Chordata; Actinopteri; Cyprinodontiformes; Cyprinodontidae. Gene Ontology annotation, molecular function: zinc ion binding; metalloendopeptidase activity. The record is from RefSeq and is a predicted model, not a curated record. The annotation marks the transcript as partial.